Messenger RNA from Chara braunii, 3460 nucleotides. The record is from the annotation of a GenBank genome assembly. NCBI's taxonomy places the organism in Eukaryota, Viridiplantae, Streptophyta, Charophyceae, Charales, Characeae.
UCCAGGCCCCACCGCAUCACCUGCGGCCGGGGGCUGGGUGUGGGAUUCGCUAGGUAUGGGUGUCGGUGCACGAGUGAGGGGCACUUACAGGCAGCAGGCGAUGACCUCGUAUUACAACGACCCGCUGGAGCACGCAUGGCACCUGCAGAUCAUGCGAUUCAUUGUCGAGAGCGGCAUGCCGUUCAACUGUGUGAAGCUUGAGAGCUUCAAACUCAUGUUGACGUUGAUCAUCCCGCCUGGGGUUCCAGGAGUCCCCACCCCAAAACCCCCAACGUAUCACAUGAUCCGUACCACACUUUUGGAUGAGCUUGAUGUGGAAGUCCAAAAGUGUGUGAAACCUGUCCUCGCUACUGCAGCUACCUACGGUUGCACGAUAAUGACAGACGGUUGGACCAACAUUCGGGGCCAAACGUUGUGCAACUAUCUCGUCAGCACUAUACGGGGCGCCACAUACGUCGCGACAGAUGGUAUGCGAGGAAAGAAGGAUGCCACUGCUCUGGCGCAGGCUUGGCUGCGAAGGUUGAAGUCCCUUGACAUCAAGCUCGCCGACAUCACCGCUUUCGUCACAGACUCUGCCAGUUCGAACGUUUCUGCGAUGGAGGUGUUCCAGAAGGAUGAGAGUGUCAAGCACAUCUUCUGGAUUCCUUGUGUGGCACACGUCAUGGACCUCAUCCUUGAGGACAUCGGCAGCAUUGACUGGGUGGCGACCCGCAUUGCUCAGGCGCGUUUGGUCACAAAGUUUUUCAAGCGUCAUAGCCACGCUCGCGAAGUUUUGCAAGCUUUCACGACGAAGGCUCUGCUGCUUCCCGCCAAGACUCGCUUCGGUACGCAUGUGAUUAUGAUACGACGACUUCUUCUGCUGCAAUCGCAUCUUAUGCAGGUGGUCGUUGAUGAUCGAUGGAAGGACACUGUUUGGUCAACGAAGAAGAUUCGAGACGACGCYGCGRAGGUCACAGCAUGUGUCGGUUGUCCUCAAUGGUGGGAGGAUAUGAGAGCGYUGUGCAAGUUGUUGGAUCCCAUCAUGGACAUGCUGCAGAUGGUGGACAGCGACACGAGGCAGAUUGGCAAGAUUCUGCGUCGUUACGACGAGAUGAUUGCGCGUUGUUUGUCUGCAUGUGCCGCUUUGGAGAAGGACGAGCAGGACGCGCUGCUUGAAGUGUUUGACAGACGCCGCGCCAUGUUCAAGUCGCCUGCUCAUGUUGCUGCCAUGAUGUUGGACCCCGAGUUUCGAGACCGCACGAUGCCAGAUGACGAGGAGAUGCAGCACGGUUUGAAACUCGCUCUGAUUCAGUUUGGGUACCCGGAACAUUCGGAUCAGCACACCGAGGUCCUCACUGCCAUUGACAAGUUUCAUUCUAGGGAGCCGUCGUUCGACGAUGUGGCUAUGGACCGGGCGGCGAGGAGCUAUACCCAUCCAGCAUGUUUCUGGGAGUCGAAGGAGAAGAGGUUCUCGCACACGGCAUUCUUCGCUGGCAGGAUAUUGCGUGUGUGGGCGACUGCGUCGCCUUGCGAGAGAGCUUGGUCCCGUUGGAGUUUCAUCCACUCCAAAUCUCGUAACAGAUUGGAGGUGGCGCGGGCCGAGAAGCUCGUGCSAUGCCAUUGGAACCUUCRGCUCCUCGACAGGCAGGCUAUGUUGGACGAUGCUCCCAGUGACAGGCCACAUCCGUAUGGGAGCUGGGUGCACUACUGGCAGCAGGUGGAGGAGGAGGUGCCCACCGACCAGCAGCUUGUGGCAGACCGAGGAGCCCGUGUGACGGUCACGAAGCAGGAGUUGACACAGGCGAGAGAGAGGAUGCGCGUCGUGUCCCGCAUGGGAGCCACUCGUCGCUUGCGGGAGAUUGACAGGAGGAGGUGUCGUGGCGGUGGUCACGGAGGUGGUCGUCGGGGCGGUCGUGGGCGAGGCGGGCGUGGAGGUCCUGGCGGGAGGCGUAGUGUAGCGAGUCAUGGAAGGGCAGUGGACGAGCUAGUACGCAAGCCUCGACAGCGAUGGGAAGAGGGAGACUUUUUGUACGAGAGCUCGUCCAGCGAUGACGAGGAUUUCUUUGGGAAUGGCAGGCCUGCACAGGAUGGCGACAGCGAUUUCGACGACCGUCACCCGAACAUUCCAGUUUCUGAGGACUCUUUAAGCGAUCACGGCGGCGAGGAGCGGAUCGAGCUGCAUGGCGGGAGCGGUCAUCCACGAGGUGACACUUCGAGUAUGCACACGACAACUCUGAUGGGGCCUUCCGCAGCAGUCCCWGAAUCGCAACAGGGUCCAGCACCGUUGAUGCGUCAUCCCGAGGUUCAGGGAGAGACCAGUCCUCUCCCGGCAGUGCGGGACGAGGGUUCUGUCGGUGCACUGCAUCCACUCACGUCUGCCGGAGCGGCAGUCUCAGUUGCAGCGACCUCGGAUGUGGGACAACCAUUGGCAGCGGCGGAGCAAGAAAGUAUGCUCCCACCUCGCAGUGUUCAACCGCGGCCACCGCCUGCAUUGAUGGAGGGGAGUCAGGGGACCGUUGUUGUGUGUCAAGGCGACGAUCUCCCGGAACGUGAUAUCUCACACACUCCCGCAGCCGAGCAGAGCGUCGCAGACCAUGUCGGCCUCGCAUGCCCCACCGACAGUCUUUCGGGUACCGGCGAGUUACUGACCAUGGACUCUACGCUCGUUUUUCUACCGGACGUGUCGACGUUGAUAUCCCCAGGUCUACCCCAUGUGUCACCGCCCAAGCCAAAACAGCCUGUUGUCAUCGAGCGUGGAUCGGACGGGUUUGACGUGGCAGGAGGCGAUAUCGCCGAUAUGAUUACGAGCCCAAUGGUGUCUGCCACGCCCACAAUUUUUCGUGUUGGCAAACUACGCGAGGUGGYCCUUGGUUUGGCGGAGACGGCGACGCGACACCGCCGCGACGGUCAGCGCAGCAUCGCACAACGCAGUCUUUCUCAUUUGUUUGACGGCGCAGAGGAAGGGUCUCAUGGUGGGCCAGUUGACACACUCGAAAGARAAGCAAGACCCCCAAGUCCGCCGUCAAACUUAGAGCAUCAUCCGAUUGCCGCGGCUGUCGGCGCAGAUGCGGGCGUCCCCGUCACAAACAGUGACGCAGACGCGACAGAACAGCUUGUGGUUGGGUCAUCGGCGACAACACAACGCGACAGAGCCACUGUUUUGCCGACAGUGGCAUUUUAUGCCAGCGGGAAGAGUACUGGGGGGAUGGAUGAGCAGGGAGUCCGGAAUGUUGGUAGGCCAUCUGCACCGUCUAUGGGGAAACGAUCCAUUGGGAGUGUGGAUGGUGCUCGGCACACCGYCAUGGCCGAGUUUGAGGACCGACACGGGAGUGCUUUGCCGACGAAGACGUCUGAUGUCCAUGCUACGAGAGCCGCAAAGGCGAGUCUUUCUCGGGCAAGGAAGAAGGCCUCGGCAAGGAAGGCGUCACGUUCAUCCUCACAUAUGCGUUCCUGAGAGAGAGGAUCGGGCGUUGUGCAUCUC